This is a messenger RNA of Gambusia affinis (western mosquitofish), 2052 nucleotides long. Its product is annotated as tripartite motif-containing protein 16-like. The record is from RefSeq and is a predicted model, not a curated record. Gene Ontology annotation, molecular function: zinc ion binding; protein binding. The transcript has a single exon. Bases 19 to 1704 code for a protein of 561 amino acids. Lineage: Eukaryota; Metazoa; Chordata; Actinopteri; Cyprinodontiformes; Poeciliidae.
AAAGAGAAACUAACACAGAUGUUCCUGAGAGCUGAAAUGGAGAAGAGAGGAGUUCAGAUGGAUAAAAUUUCCUGUUCCAUCUGUUUGGAUCUACUGAAGGAUCCAGUGACUAUUCCCUGUGGACACAGUUACUGUAUGAACUGUAUUAAAAACCACUGGGAUGGAGAAGAUCAGAGUAGAAUCUACAGCUGCCCUCAGUGCAAAAAAGAGUUCAUACCAAGACCUGAUCUGGAGAAGGACAUUACAUUAUCAGAGUUGGUUGUGAAUUUAAGGAAGACUGAACUCUUAGCUGACCCACAUUCUCACUACUUUGCUGGAUCUGAAGAUGUGGUCUGUGAUGUCUGCACUGGGAGGAAGAGGAAAGCUGUCAAGUCCUGCUUAACGUGUCCAGCUUCCUACUGUGAGAAUCACCUCCAACCUCACUAUGAUGCUCCACCAUUAAAGAAACACAAACUGGUGAAUCCAUCCAAGAGUCUCCAGGAGAACAUCUGCUCUCAUCAUGAUGAGGUGAUGAAGAUCUUCUGUCGUACUGAUCAGAAGUGUAUCUGUUAUCUCUGCACUAUGGAUGAACAUAAAGGCCAUGAAACAGUCCCAGCUGCAGCAGAAAGAGCUGAGAAGCAGAAGAAGCUCCAGGAGAGUCGACAACAAAUCCAUCAGAGAAUCCAGGACCAAGAGAAAGAUGUGAAGCUGCUUCAACAGGAGGUGGAGGCCAUCAAUGUCUCUGCUGAUAAAGCAGUGGAGGACAGUGAGAAGAUCUUCACUGAGCUGAUCCGUCUCCUCCAGGAAAGAAGCUCUGAUGUGAAGCAGCAGAUCAGAUCCCAGCAGGAAACUGAAGUGAGUCGAGUCAAAGAUGUUCAGGAGAAGCUGGAGCAGGAGAUCACUGAGCUGAAGAGGAAAGACGCUGAGCUGGAGCAGCUCUCACACACAGAGGAUCACAACCAGUUUCUCCUCAACUACCCCUCACUGCCAGCACUCAGUGAGUCGACACACUCAUCCAGCAUCAACAUCCGUCCUCUGAGACACUUUGAGGACGUGACAGCAGCUGUGUCAGAGCUCAGAGACAAACUACAGGAUGUUCUGAAAGAAACAUGGAGAAACAUUGAACUGGUAAUCAGUGAAGUUGAUGUUCUACAGUCAGAACCAGAACCAAAGACCAGAGCUGAAUUCUUAAAAUAUUCUCAAGAAAUCACUCUGGAUCCAAAUGCAGCAAAUAGAUUUCUGUUAUUAUCUGAAGGGAAUAGAAAAGUAACAGUGAUGUUUGAACAAAACUUAUUUUCUCGUUAUAAUCCAAGGUUAAUUACUCUUUGUUUUCAGGUCCUGAGCAGAGAGAUUCUGACUGGACGUUGUUACUGGGAGGUGGAGUGGACUGGGAGCGCUUUUCGUGUAGCAGUUUUAUUGAAGAAUAUUGGCAGUGUAGGACAGGUAGAUGAAUCUGCAUUUGGAUCAAAUAUUAAUUCCUGGGCUUUGCGUUGUGAUGAAAAAAGUUACAUAUUUAUCCACAAUGAUGUGAGGUCUCCAGUACCAGGUCCAGUUUCCUCCAGAAUAGGAGUGUAUCUGGAUCACAGAGCAGGUAUUCUGUGUUUCUACAGCGUCUCUGGUACCAUGACUCUGAUCCACAGAGUCCAGACCAGAUUCACUGAGCCUCUGUAUGCUGGGAUUUCUCUUUACCAUGGAGGCUCUGCUGAGUUGAUUGAAGCGAAAUAAUCUGGAUUAAUCUGAGGUCUAGUUGGGUAAAAUGUCUAUUUCCGUCACAUUUUUGCGUCAUUUCUUCACUGCUCACAGAUCAGAUGUGUUAAUGUCCACAAUUAAUGUAUAAGUUACUCAAUUUUGGGCUUUAAAAUAAUUCUGAAAAUAACAGAAUGCUGUUUUAUUUGUGCCUAUUUUGAAUCUUUGUGUGAUAAAGAUUAUGUGUGAAUGAUUUUAUGGUUGUUGUAUAGAAGAUAUCAGAUGUAGUAACCAGUUAAUUCAAAAUAAUAACAUUUUAAAUAAAAGCAAUUGAAAUAAAUUUGACUAUUGUUCACACAUAAGUCAUAACAUGGGAACAAUGCCACA